GGCGGAGGCGGCUAAAUCCGGUGGCACAGCGGCCAGGCAGUCGAGCAGCAGGAAGUGGCCUCUCUUUCCCGGAACCCCACUGCCUUGUGGGACCGUGGCUGGUUCCUCUGGCCUGGGCAGGUUUUCUGGGCUCCGCUCCACCUCCCUCCUCCGGUACGGAAGCUGAGAGGGUGCGCGGACAGUCAUGGCGGCGCACCUCAAAAAGCGGGUGUACGAAGAAUUCACUAAGGUGGUUCAGCAACAACAGGAGGAAAUUGCUACUAAGAAACUUCGACUGACAAAACCAAGUAAAUCUGCAGCGCUUCACAUAGAUCUGUGUAAGGCUACCUCCCCAGCAGAUGCUUUGCAGUACCUACUUCAGUUUGCUAGGAAGCCUGUCGAGGCAGAAAGUGUGGAGGGAGUAGUCAGGAUUCUCUUGGAACAUUAUUACAAGGAGAAUGAUCCAUCGGUGAGACUGAAAAUUGCAUCACUGUUGGGUUUACUGUCAAAGACAGCAGGAUUUUCACCGGACUGCAUUAUGGAUGAUGCCAUUAACAUCCUGCAGAAUGAAAAGUCUCAUCAAGUCCUAGCUCAACUGUUGGAUACUUUGCUUGCAAUUGGCACUAAACUCCCAGAGAAUCAAGCUAUCCAGAUGCGACUAGUUGAUGUAGCCUGCAAGCACCUGACAGAUACCUCUCAUGGUGUAAGAAAUAAGUGCCUGCAAUUGCUUGGCAAUCUUGGUUCUUUGGAGAAAAGUAUCACAAAAGAUGCAGAAGGCCUAGCUGUCAGAGAUGUCCAGAAGAUUAUAGGGGAUUACUUCAGUGACCAGGACCCACGUGUGAGAACAGCAGCUAUAAAAGCUAUGUUGCAGCUCCAUGAAAGAGGACUGAAAUUACACCAAACAAUUUAUAAUCAGGCUUGUAAAUUGCUCUCUGAUGACUAUGAACAAGUGCGCAGCGCUGCAGUCCAGCUUAUCUGGGUUGUCAGUCAGCUCUAUCCCGAAAGUAUUGUCCCAAUUCCUUCUUCUAAUGAAGAAAUUCGCUUAGUUGAUGAUGCAUUUGGAAAAAUUUGUCACAUGGUCAGUGAUGGCUCCUGGGUGGUUCGAGUUCAGGCUGCAAAGCUCUUGGGUUCUAUGGAGCAAGUCAGUUCUCAUUUCUUGGAACAGACGCUUGACAAGAAGCUGAUGUCAGAUCUGAGGAGGAAACGCACUGCACAUGAACGUGCCAAGGAACUUUACAGUUCGGGAGAGUUUUCCAGCGGCAGGAAGUGGGGAGAUGAUGCUCCCAAAGAAGAAGUAGAUACGGGGGCUGUGAACUUGAUCGAGUCAGGAGCUUGUGGAGCCUUUGUUCAUGGAUUGGAAGAUGAGAUGUAUGAGGUCCGCAUUGCUGCUGUAGAGGCGCUCUGCAUGCUAGCCCAGUCUUCACCCUCUUUUGCUGAGAAGUGCCUUGAUUUCCUGGUUGACAUGUUUAAUGAUGAAAUUGAAGAAGUACGUCUACAGUCCAUACAUACUAUGAGAAAAAUCUCUAACAAUAUCACCCUUCGAGAGGAUCAGCUUGACACUGUCCUGGCUGUGUUAGAGGAUUCAUCCAGAGAUAUUAGAGAGGCUCUUCAUGAACUCUUAUGCUGUACUAAUGUUUCAACCAAAGAAGGGAUUCAUCUUGCACUGGUGGAGCUGCUGAAAAAUUUAACCAAGUACCCUACUGAUAGGGACUCCAUAUGGAAAUGCUUGAAGUUUCUGGGAAGUCGACAUCCAACCCUGGUGCUUCCCUUGGUGCCCGAGCUGCUGAGCACCCACCCGUUUUUCGACACAGCUGAGCCAGACAUGGAUGAUCCAGCUUAUAUUGCUGUUUUGGUUCUUAUUUUCAAUGCUGCUAAAACCUGUCCAACAAUGCCUGCAUUGUUCUCAGAUCAUACCUUCAGGCACUAUGCCUACCUCCGAGACAGUCUUUCUCAUCUUGUUCCUGCCCUGAGGUUACCAGGUAGAAAACUAGUGUCAUCAGCUCUUUCUCCCAAUAUCACACCUCAUGAGGAUCCUUCCCAUCAGUUCCUGCAGCAGAGCCUUGAAAGGGUAUACAGUCUUCAGCACCUGGACCCUCAAGGAACCCAGGAGCUGCUAGAGUUCACCAUCAGGGAUCUGCAAAGACUUGGAGAACUUCAGUCUGAAUUGGCAGGAAUAGCUGACUUCUCUGCUACCUAUCUUAGGUGUCAGCUUCUUCUCAUCAAGGCCCUGCAGGAAAAGCUGUGGAAUGUGGCUGCCCCUUUGUAUUUGAAGCAGAGUGAUUUGGCUUCAGCAGCAGCAAAACAGAUCAUGGAAGAAACCUACAAGAUGGAGUUCAUGUAUAGUGGCGUGGAGAACAAGCAGGUGGUGAUUAUCCAUCACAUGAGGCUGCAGGCCAAAGCCUUGCAACUUAUAGUAACAGCACGGACUGCUCGAGGAGUUGACCCCUUAUUUGGGAUGUGUGAAAAAUUUUUACAGGAAGUGGACUUUUUUCAGAGGUGUUUCAUCACUGAUUUGCCCCACCUGCAGGACAGCUUUGUGGACAAACUUCUUGACCUCAUGCCCCGACUCAUGACAUCCAAACCUGCAGAAGUGGUCAAAAUUCUACAGACCAUGCUGCGGCAGAGUACCUUCCUACACCUCCCCCUUCCAGAGCAGAUCCACAAAGCCUCAGCCACCAUUAUUGAGCCAGCGGGCGAGUCAGACAACCCAUUGCGGUUUACAUCUGGGUUGGUGGUGGCCCUGGAUGUUGAUGCAACCCUGGAACACGUGCAGGAUCCUCAGAACACUGUGAAGGUCCAGGUCUUAUAUCCAGAUGGCCAGGCUCAGAUGAUCCACCCUAAGCCAGCAGACUUUCGGAAUCCUGGCCCAGGGCGGCACCGUCUUAUCACUCAGGUGUACCUCUCCCACACUGCCUGGACAGAACCGUGCCAAGUGGAAGUGAGGCUGCUGCUGGCCUACAACUCCAGUUCACGCAUUCCAAAAUCCCCUUGGAUUGAGGGUGGUGAGAUGUCCCCCCAGCUGGACACCAGCAUCGAGGGCACCAUCCCCUUCAGCAAGUCUGUAAAAGUUUACAUAAUGCCCAAACCCGCAAGGCGCUGAGUCACAAGCAAUCUUUACAGCUGUGGCCUAGAAGGCCCUUCUUGGGAUCAGAGUGAGCCAGAAGCCUGGAGCACUUCACCUGGAAAUGGUAUAUAGGCAUAAGGAGGAACAUGUGACCCUUAUAGUCUCAUCUGGUAUCAAACAUUGGAUAAAUUAUUUUGCAUGAAGAAAACAAAAACCUUCAAGUCUAUCCUCCCCGGCCCCCCCCCCCCCCCCCCCCGCACUCCUCCCUAGCACAGCCCCCAAUAAAGUUGAGACACCAAGCUGUUCUAGUCCCUGGUCCUUAAAGAAAUAGGUUCAACAUUUAUACUACAUUCUUCAGGUGUGAAACAAAAAGAUCCAAUUUUCUAGCCACUUUCCAAAGAACCAGUUAUUGGAGCCAGAAUCUUAUUUCUUAAAGCAAUAGUCUGUUUGCCAGGGCCAACUCCAAAGCAGCUUUCACAGCUGUACUUUUUCACCACCGAUAGUUCCUGAAGGGCCCUAGACUUUCAUUAUCUUGCAGAGAGUCUCCUUCCUUCACUCAGGCAGUAGCUGGCCAAGGACUGAAUGAACAGCUGAAGAAUUAAUCAUUCUCAUCCCUCAGGGAAAUUCUUGAUCUUGUCUGCCAUUAUCCUUAGAACCAAAAUAUGAGAGAAGAGCCAUAUCUUAGAAGAGAAACCAGGAUUAUGGGAAAGAGGGAUCCAGUGUAAGAAACAAAGUCAUUUCCAGCUCCUUCUCUGAUGACUCCAGUGUUAGACCUGCAUAUGAGUUAAAGGUGCAGCUGGGGUGUAAGAACAGUAAAGACUCUAAGAGAUGUGAACCAUGUGAGGGCCUGUGCUGUGUUCUCUACCUUCAUUUAAUCCUUGCUACAGCCAAGUGAGACUAAGAGGUUAAGUCACUGGUAGGAAAACUGUAAUAAUGCCUGUACUCAUUCAAAUCCAAGAUGAUUCCCAAGGCCUGAGCUAUAUACCACAUCAGGAGAAGUAUAUGGAAAAGAACCUUCAAAUUUCUCUGUGCUUAGUUUUCUCAUCUGUAAAAUAGAGAUAAUCAUACCUUAAGGGUUGUUGAAUAGGUUUAAUUAAAUAAUGCUUGGCAGAAUCUGAAUCUGUGGCCAGCCUUGAUCAUAUUUGGUACUCGGAAAGCUAAUAAAAAUAACAAGAGCAUACAGUUACUCAGAGGCAGAGCUGGAAUUUGAAUUCAAGCAUGUUUGACUUUUGGCUUUAUACACCUAAUGUGUGCCCAGGAGUGUUGUAAGCCCUUUAUAUGGAUUAACUCAUUUAAUCCUCAGAACUACCCUGUGAUGUAGGUACUGUUAUAUUUAUUUUAUAAACAAGACAAUUGAAGUUCAGAGAAUUUAAAGAAACCAGGAUUAUGGGAAAGAAGGAUCCACUAUAAGAAAUAACAUUUUCAACUACAUUUCUGAUGACUGCAGUGUUGGAGGUGGGAUUUGAACCCAGGCAGUCUGGCUCCAGGAGGUUAUAACUGCUAUAGAGGGACUAAGGGAAGGAGAUCACCUCCAUGGGAUUUACUUUUCUAGUGUGCUCGACUAUGUGGUACACCUCAGUGAUGUACCAUCCGUGGGCUCUCGUGUGUCAACAGAUGCCCUAAAGAAAAUUGCCUGCCUUAGAGAUAAAAUGAAUCUUAAAGCCAGGCUGAAUCAUACCAUGGCCCUCAUACAAGCACCUAAUGAUGAUUAUUGGGUUGAAGCACAGAUGAAAACAACACCCAUCUCUGCUAACUGAGCCUUUCAUGCCAUAGCUAUAGCAAGCCUUCCAAGGGAAGAAUAUGCUGAAUCCUUUUCAGAUACAUUACUCCUUUUAUAAAAAUCCUGUGUUAUUCCCCAUUUUACAGGUGGGGAAAUUGAGACUUUGAGGUAAUCUCUUUCUCCUCAUGGGCAGGGACAGGAUUUGAUCCUAGGUUUUAAAACCCAAAAUAGUACUUUCUGCACUAAAUGUGGAGAUACACGAAGGGGCAAAUUUUGCCUUACUAUCAGGAUGAGUUUUUAAAAACUGUGUAAGAAUUGAAUGGGCUGCAUUAGGAGAUAACGAAUUUCCCAUGCUGGAUAUGUUCAAGCAGAAGUUGAGCAAGCUCCUGACAAGUUUGUUGUAAAGGAAUUCAAGUAUCAACCUUUUAAAUUCCUUUUACUCUGGAUUCUCUGUGAAUUAUAAGAAUCUUGAUUUUUCUGACAAAGACCUGGAAGGGAGCAUAAAGAUGGCUCCAGUGUGGCACCCUCAUUUACAAGUGAAUGUGCAAGCCAAGGGAGACUGAGUUAGUAGAAGCAGGUCUGGAACCCAGGCCUCUUAGUCUAAUAUGGUUUUCGUGAUUCUAAUAAUGGUUUUCAUGACAGAGGUGUGUUGUUCUGCCUUUUCAGUGGCCAACCAUGUACCUCGUCAAAGCCAGAAACUGUGUCACAAACCAGGCAUCAAGUCCUUUAGAUUCUGCUUCCUUAAAAGUUUCAUUCCCCUUCUUGACUCAAUGUUUCUGUCUUCAUGCGGCCUUCAUCAUCACUCGUGAGGUAUGGAAUUAGUUUCCAUACCCUAGGCAAGUUUCUGCUUGCCUCUAGUCUUGCCCCCUUCAGUCCACUCUUCACAUAGCUGCCAGAAUAAUCUUUCUAAAACCUGGAUCUGAUCACACCGUUCCCCUGCUUAAACCCCUUUAAGUGGGUCACUUCUGGCCCCAGGAUGAAGUCUAAACUCCUAUUCUUGAAGGCUCUUCAUGCCCCUGCUGUCCUCUCCAGCCUCAUCCUCCGUGUCCCAGUCUCUGUACUUCUCCAGCUGUAGAGGAUUUUCUGCAGUAAUAUCCCAGUUCAUACUGUGCUCUCUCUUGCCUCACACCUUCGCAUUUGCUGAGCCCUGGAAUGUGCUCUUCAGAUUGUCUCCUGUGGUUCCUUUCUUUCUUCAGGACUGAGCUUCAUUCUGGUACCUAUCUGUGUCUCCUGUGGGCUUGGUGUAUUGCACAGCCUCUUAUACAUUCUUCAAGCAUAGUAUUUAUUGCAGGUUCACAAAUGCCAACCCCUGAAGCAGGUAGGCAGGGGAAAAAAGGGAUCAAGUGGCUUUGUCAAUCUAAUAAAUGCAUCUUAGGUGAUUUUCAUGAAUGUAUUUUUCAAAAUUAUGAAAAAUAAUAAUCCUUGUACAAAUUAAAAAAGGGGUGUGUGUCUCAAGUGGCCUGGAGGAAGAUAAUAGAGACUUGAAGAGUCAGCACAUUCUGUCAGAAGAAGGCAGUUGUUGUUCAGCUCCACUCAGUUGUUCAUACGUAUGGACCUGGUGAUGUCAUAUUUCCUAAUUCUUCCAGAAAAGCCAGAAGCCUACAUUUUCAUGUGAAAAAUAUCCAUGUUAAAAGUUUUGGUAACUAAAGUAAAUGUUAAAAUUACUCUGAGACAAACAAAAUCUGUCUCCAGGUAGAUUUGUGCCAGUUUGCAACUUUUGCAUCGUCACUGUAUGUUUACAUGUCUGUGUCUUCCAACUAGUCUAUGAAUAGCUAGACAGUAAGAAUGUCUGUGUUGUAUCCUCAGCAUAGCUCCUGGCACGUACCAGGCAAGGAAAGAACGAAUGAGUCCAUGAAUCCAGAGCAAGUUUAGCAGUGCCCUGACAUGCUGCAAAAGCCAGCCCUGAGAGUUAAGUUUCUGAAAGGACUUUAUAUUUGGCUUUGACGUGAUUGACCUCAGCAAACAAAAUUAUGGGGAAGGUACACACCUAGCACUUGGCAGACUUCUUGUCUUAGGAACUGCUCAAGCUAGAAGAAAUUAAGUGUGGGCAGAGUGAGGGCUGUGCAAGCAACUUACAAACUGAAUCAGAGGGUUUAAUGAUUAAGACGUGGUACUAAGUAUAGUGUCAUGGAAAAAGAGCUUCUCUCCAGGCUGUACAAAUUUCCAGUAUUGACCAUGCAGAACAGAUUCAGAAGUAGGGGAUGUUUAUUAGCAGGUUCUAUGCAAAGUUUAAUAACCUCACUGCCAGGUACUUCUGUCUCUAAGAAGUUUGUACUAAGUUCUGUUUAAUGUAGAGACAACUCACUUAGGAACACUGAUUACACCCACACCUAAUUCAACACCCACUAGAGCUGUCUCAUCUUACAUUUGACAAAAAGGUUUUUUUAAUUGCAUCAACCAGAGAAACAGAAUUUUAUCAAACAUCCCUCCUAACUAUAUAAAUGUCUGGUUUUAUGAGCUGAGGGAACUGAGAUCUAGAAAGAUCCUGUCAUCUGACAAAUGGCUGGUUGUAGAAAGGGCACUGAGCAGGACCUUCUCAGACCUCUAGGCUGAGUGUCAGGUCUGUGAGGAUUUCUCUCCCACGGGCCUCCUAAGGUGGUAGAAAGAAGUCACGACACAGCAUUGGGUUCUAAUCCUGCCUUUGCUGCUGUCUUGCUGGUGAACUGGGAAAGAUCACUUUCCAUUCCAGUGGUCUUGGCUCAUCUUUUCUGGCCAAGUCACAUCUUAAGUUGCUCUUCAGUCUGUGGAUUGGCUGUCCUGAGGUCAGAUGCCCAGUGGGGCCAGUCAGGUAAUAGGAUCAUUUGGAGCAAAAACCAGCUUUCUGGGCUGUGGCUUCAGCAAGGGCUGGGGUGGAGCAAUUUUAUUUAGUUAUGGCCAUGAUAGAUACCAUCCCUAGUAAAUGUUUAGUUAAAGAGUUCCCAAAUGUUUGGUGAAUAAAUGAACCUCUUCUUCUUGUUCUUUAAGACUUGUGUUAUGUCCUUAGUGAUGUCUUCCCUAAUUUUCCUCCCAUUCUGGUAGGAUAAGUUAGUCCAUGCUUUGUGCCACCACUCUGGACCUUGUAACUAUUAUAAUGUUAACACACUGUAUCAUUAUUGUCUUGUUUAUUUGUUUCUCUUACAUAACUCCUGAGGGCAGGAACUGUAACUUAUUCAUUCUUGUACCUCUAGGAUCUAGGGAUAAUUGGCCCUAAGACUAUUAGUAAGAAACUCUCAGUAAAUGAGUAUGAAAGAGAAUUACCGAAUAAAUGAGUGAGAGAAUAGAGUAGAUAAUUCUUUUGGGCUCCAACAUUCUAUGAAUCUAUGAAAUAAUAAGCUGCUAUAUUAAGAAACAUAAAAUGAGACCAGUUAGCUUUACAUAGCUGCCCCAUUAGGAGAAAGAUAAUGACAGUGGUUUCAAUUUAUUGAGUCCGUACUACAUGCCAGGCAGUGUGCUAAGACUUUGUAUGAAUUACCCCGCUUAACACCUACAGUAACUCCAGGUACUAAUAUUAUCCCUGUCUGACAGAUGAGAACAGUGAAACUCUGAGAGAUUAAAUAAAUGCCCAACAAGUGAGUGACACUGAAAGCCACAGUUCAAAGUCAAGGCUAUCUGACAACCAAAGCCGAUACUCAUAACUCUUCAAAGAGGGAGAAAAAUGAAAACUAAGGUAAUGCUGAUAACUAGUAUAAUUCUAUCAGUCUAUUCUAAGGCUUCACAAAGACCAUCUGGCAUUUAAUAGUACAAAAGCUGUCCAUGCCAGUAGGGGCCAUUAAAAGGCAUUUAGUCCAGCCCCAUGAUUUUAUAGUGAGGGAAUCUGAGGCAGAGAGAACUGUCUGGCAAGGCCCAGGCUUAGCUAGUAGAACAGCCUGCCUAGAAUCCUAGUAUCAAGACAUAGCUCCUUUUACUGUUAUUGGAGUGUUCCCUCAGUUCAUUCAGGGCUCUGCUUAUAUGUCAUCGCACAAAGAAACUUUCCCUGAGAACAUAUCUGAAAUAGCUCCUAUCACUCUAUUUCUUAUCUUGCUUUAUUUUUCUUCAUAACAGAUUCUUACAUUAUAUAUUUGUUUACUUGUUUAUUUUGACCAUUAGAAUAUAAGCCUCAUGGGCACAAGACUUUUAUUACUGUUUCCCUGGAGCCUAUAGCAGGCCUGACAUAUAAAGUACUUAAUAAAAAUUGGUUGAAUUGACAACUAAACAUUCCAAAUGUGAUUGCAAUGUGAUUUUAAUGCACUGAAACUUUUCUUUGGCCUUCAAACUUCAAUCAGAAGGCUUUCUUUAUUUUUGCCUAUUUCUGGCCUAACAUUUGCCACUGCAUUAAACUUUGGUAAACAUCUGUCUCCUCCCGUGAUUUUCAACACCCCCCCCCCAGCCCCCAGGACAGGGACCUUGCCUAAGUCAUCCAUGCAUCCCAACGC
Molecule: messenger RNA, 9154 nt
Organism: Hippopotamus amphibius kiboko
Lineage: Eukaryota; Metazoa; Chordata; Mammalia; Artiodactyla; Hippopotamidae
Gene: INTS4
Product: integrator complex subunit 4
Exons: 23
Coding region: 185-3079 (964 amino acids)
Biological process (GO): snRNA processing
Cellular component (GO): integrator complex
Source: RefSeq, a predicted model, not a curated record